CGCCUGUCUCUGUUGUGCAGAGAUGCCUGGAAGCCAGUACCAGGUCCAGGCACGCAUGCGGCUCAGCCACAGCCUGUACAGCCUGACGGAGAGCUCGGACGGCGGCCAUGAGGACGAGGGCGCCGAGGGCUCGCUGCGCCUCACCCCGCUGCAGAAACUCACCGUGGCCAUGUGCAAAGACGAGAAGACCAUCAAGGAGCUGAUCAUCGGCCGCAGGGUGGGCUUCUACAAGGUCAGGGGGGAGAUCGGCUACGGGACCUUCUCCAGGGUCAAGCUGGCCUUCCACGCCCUGACCAAAGAUAAAGUUGCUCUGAAGGUCCUGGACCGCACGAGGCUGGACGCCCAGGCCCAGCGGCUGCUCUCCAGGGAGAUCAGCAGCAUGGAGGUCCUGCAGCACCCCAACGUGAUCCGGCUGUACGAGGUGCUGGAGACGCCGAGCCGCCUCUUCCUGGUGCUGGAGUACGCCGGCGGAGGCGACCUCCACCACCGCAUCUGCACCGAGGGAAAGCUGUGCGACAACGCCAGCAAGAUCACCUUCGCCCAGAUCCUCUCGGCCGUCAAAUACAUGCACAACAAGAACAUCAUCCACCGCGACCUGAAAGCGGAGAACGUCCUGUUCACCAGCGGCGGCUGCGUGAAGGUCGCCGACUUCGGCUUCAGCACCCGGGUGUCGAGUCGCAGCAUCGCCCUGGACACCUUCUGCGGCUCGCCGCCUUACGCCGCGCCGGAGCUCUUCAGGGACGACUGCUACCUGGGACCCCCCGUGGACGUGUGGGCCAUGGGGGUGCUGCUCUUCUUCAUGGUGACCGGCACCAUGCCGUUCCGGGCGGACACCAUGGGCAAGCUGCGGCGCUGCAUCAUCGACGCCACCUACACCGUCCCCCCGUGGGUGCCCGGCCCCUGCCAGAGGCUCAUCAGGGGGAUCCUGAAGCCCGUCCCCGCCGAGCGCUACGCCGUGGACCAAAUGCUGGGCUGCGACUGGCUCCUGCCCGUGGAGUUCCCGUGGACGCUGGUGCCCCUGGAGCCGCUGAGCCCCCUGCAGAGCCUGCUGGAGUCGGAGCACGAGAACCUGGAGGAGGAGAAGGUGGAGGAGGAGGUGAGGAGCUCCCUGGAGGAGCUGGGCUUCACCGUGGAGCACCUGCAGAACAACCCGCUGACGGAGAGCCGCAGCCCCGUCACGGGAGUCUACCGCAUCCUGCUGCACCGAGCCCAGAAGAGGUGGGGGUGCGAAUCCCCGCCGGUGGUGCGGGGGAUGGUGAGGGACCCCAAGAGGGAGGGGCUGCGGGCGUACAGGGGCCUCCGGCACACCUCCAAGUUCUGCGUGCUCUCGUAAACAAACCUGACUGCGUGCGCUUUGUGUAGAUUCACGUUUUUUACUAACCGAGUCGGAACUUUUCUGCUUUUUUUUUUUCUUCCUUCUGCCGUUUAUUGUGAAAGUGCCUGAAAAACAAGAAAUAAAAGGAAAGUAAAAAACCAA
Molecule: messenger RNA, 1477 nt
Organism: Fundulus heteroclitus (mummichog)
Lineage: Eukaryota; Metazoa; Chordata; Actinopteri; Cyprinodontiformes; Fundulidae
Gene: nim1kb
Product: serine/threonine-protein kinase NIM1
Exons: 3
Coding region: 23-1333 (436 amino acids)
Biological process (GO): microtubule cytoskeleton organization; intracellular signal transduction; protein phosphorylation
Cellular component (GO): cytoplasm
Molecular function (GO): tau-protein kinase activity; ATP binding; protein serine/threonine kinase activity
Source: RefSeq, a predicted model, not a curated record